This is a messenger RNA of Monopterus albus (swamp eel), 3071 nucleotides long. RefSeq names its product ATG9 autophagy related 9 homolog A (S. cerevisiae) (gene atg9a). The transcript has 21 exons. The record is from RefSeq and is a predicted model, not a curated record. Gene Ontology annotation, cellular component: autophagosome; phagophore assembly site. The coding region runs from base 396 to 2939 and encodes 847 amino acids. Gene Ontology annotation, biological process: protein localization to phagophore assembly site; piecemeal microautophagy of the nucleus; autophagy of mitochondrion. Lineage: Eukaryota; Metazoa; Chordata; Actinopteri; Synbranchiformes; Synbranchidae.
CACUCCUGCCCCUCAGUCGCGACAAACCCUACACUGCUAUUUGUUUCGAAAAUGAAACUGGCAUAUGUUUUACUUCAGGAAAGAGCCAGGAGAAAGCGAAAAUAAAACGGUUGUCGUUAAAUAGUCGGGGAUUCACCGUUUUAAACAUAGAGAAUACAGAAGAGCCAAAGGCUGGGAAUGUUGAAUAAACACCAGAGCUGGAUAGGAUGUACUGCGCUGGAAUGGAGCAUGAAUCCACCUUUAGGUUUGCUACUCUGCCACUGAUCAUGACCUCUGACCUCUCCUCUGAAGGAUUAGGCAAAACUGAAUUUUCCUGCAAGGAUCAACUUUAAUGACUACACUAAUGCCUGUAGCGCUAGGUCUGUCCAACUUCUGAGACUGAAGCUGCUUCCACAAUGGCGCACUUUGACACAGAGUACCAGCGCCUGGAGGCGUCCUACAGCGACUCUCCCCCUGGAGAGGAGAACCUUCUGAUGCAUGUGUCAGAGGGAGCCAAAUCCCAGUGGCACCACAUAGAAAACCUGGAUGUCUUUUUCCAGAGAGUCUAUAAUAUGCACCAGAAGAAUGGAUUCACCUGUAUGUUAUUGGGAGAGAUCUUCGAACUGGUUCAGCUGCUGUUUGUGGUUGGUUUCACAGUGUUCCUAGCUAACUGUGUAGACUAUGACAUCCUCUUUGCCAACAAAUUUGUAAAUCACACAGAUUCAUCUAAAGUCACCUUGCCUGAUGCCUUCAUCCCAGUGGAUGUCUGUAAUACCCGUAUACGAGACAAUGCAUUUGUCGUCUUUUUGCUGAUUAUUUCUGGGGUGUUUUGGCUACAUCGUCUUGUCAAAUUCAUCUACAACGUCUGCUGUUACUGGGAAAUCCGAUCCUUCUAUAUCAACGCCCUCAAGAUGACCAUGUCAGAGCUUCCCUAUGCAUCAUGGCAAGAGGUGCAAGCAAGGAUAGUGGAGAUCCAGAAGGAACACCAGAUCUGCAUCCAUAAAAAAGAACUUACGGAGCUUGACAUCUACCACCGCAUCCUCCGCUUUAAAAACUACAUGGUUGCCAUGGUGAAUAAAUCACUCCUUCCUGUGCGAUUUCAACUUCCUAUACUUGGAGAUUGUGUUUUCUACACUCGGGGUCUCAAGUACAACUUUGAGCUCAUCUUCUUUUGGGGUCCAGGCUCUCUGUUUGAGAAUGAGUGGAGCCUAAAAGCCGAGUAUAAGAGAGGAGGUAACAGGCACGAGCUGGCAGACAGGUUAGCAUCCCGAAUUCUGUGGAUUGGGAUUGCAAAUCUGCUACUGUGUCCUGUCAUUCUGGUGUGGCAGAUUCUCUAUGCUUUCUUCAGCUAUACUGAGGUAAUCAAGCGAGAACCUGGUUCUCUGGGAGCGAGAUGCUGGUCUCUGUAUGGUCGAUGUUACCUGCGCCACUUUAAUGAGCUGGACCAUGAGCUAAUGUCACGCCUCAGCAAAGGCUACAAGGCUGCAUCCAAAUACAUGAACUGCUUCCUUUCGCCACUGCUGACUGUGGUUGCCAAAAAUGUAGCAUUUUUUGCUGGAUCUCUUCUGGCAGUCCUCAUUGCCCUCACCAUCUAUGAUGAGGAUGUUCUUACAGUGGAACAUGUUCUCACAUCAAUCACACUGCUGGGAGUGUGUGUCACAGUCUGCAGGUCCUUUAUUCCUGAUAAGCACAUGGUGUUUUGUCCCGAGCAGCUGUUGCGAGUCAUCCUGGCUCAUAUCCACUACAUGCCUGACCACUGGCAGGGCAAUGCACAUAGAUAUGAGACUCGUGACCAGUUCUCCCAGCUCUUCCAGUACAAAGCAGUGUUUAUUUUAGAGGAGCUGCUAAGUCCAGUAGUGACUCCAAUCAUCCUGAUUUUCUGUCUGAGGAGAAAGUCUCUGGAGAUCAUUGAUUUCUUCAGGAACUUCACUGUGGAGGUGGUUGGGGCGGGAGACACCUGCUCAUUUGCCCAGAUGGACAUCAGGCAACAUGGACACCCUGCGUGGAUGUCAGAAGGGAAGACGGAGGCAUCUAUCUACCAACAGGCAGAGGAUGGAAAGACAGAGUUGUCUCUGAUGCACUUUGCCAUUACCAACCCCCAGUGGCAGCCUUCUCAAGAGACCACACACUUCAUCAGCCAGCUGAAAGAAAGAGUUCAUAGAGAGGCCACUGGGGCUGCUACAGACACACAUCCACACUCAUUGUCAGAGUCUGAACCAAGAAGUCUCAUUGCAAACUUCUUGGUAGGUCCCUCUACACUGGCUUCUGUCCAUUUCGGCAGGGACAUCUCUUUGGUCAAUCAUGCAGCAGCUGGCUUAAGUGAUGGGGCAUCUGCCUUGCGCUCCCUUUCCCCAGUCAGCACCAGCCUGCACCUGAAAGGCAGUUUGAGUGCAGCUCACAGGGCUGCUAGCCACACUCCAGGCAUGAGCAAGGCAAUGGCAGACUCUGGAACUGAUGCCCGAACUGUGAGCUCAGGCAGUAGCGCAUGGGAGGGUCAACUCACCAGUUUGGUCCUGUCCGAAUACGCCUCCACUGAGAUGAGCAUCCAUGCAGUUUACAUACACGAGCUUCACAAACAGCAGUCCCGUGGCGAGCUGCCCCGCCACACAUGGCACAGGCAGGAGAGUGAUGAAAGCAGUGACAGCAUCCCGGAUGAAGUAAGAAGUAGAAAUUUCCCUCGCUCGCAUACUUUCCCCACCACAGCUCCCAGCCCUAGUGCUAUUCCAACUUCAGCCUCAGUCACCAGCAGUACCAUCGCAGGGCAGGAGGGAGCAUCAUCACAGGGCAGCAGCCAGCGGGGCUAUAGUGGACCUAGCACAGGAGGGAAGGUAGUGAGGUCAGCGCAUGUGCCAAUGGGAGGAUGGGCAGAGGAGAGUCAGCCAGCACCACAACAGCACGGGCCACUACCAGAGGAAAGCUCAGAGGAUGAAAUGCCACCUCACAUACACAAGGUUAAAUAACCAAGCCAAGUGAAUAAGUAUCAGCACCCUACCCUGACAGGCAUCAAACAGACAUCAUCACCCUUAACCAAGCCUUUCUCCGGGAUUGACUGUCUGAACUAACACGUGAUCUCAAAUAAAUAAAUACUCAAA